AUGAGAAACGGCAAGUAUGAGCGCUUGACAGUUGUUGUGGUCGGGAUCGGCCAGAUGGGCUGCAGCCACGCACUUGCCUACCACCAAAACACGGGCUUCAAGAUCAUCGGCCUGGUCAGCCGCAGCCCACCAAAGAAGUUCCCAGAUGAACUAAACCAGUAUCCCAUUCUACUAAGCUUUGAAGAGGCCCUUCUGCUUAAACCGAAUAUCAUCUCGAUCAACACACACACUGCGACGCACGCCAGCUACGCCAUAGCCGCAAUGGAAGCCGGAGCACACGUGUUCGUCGAAAAGCCCCUAGCAGCAACAGUAGCCGACGCGGAGCGCGUCGUGGAAACAGCACGACGUACAAAUCGCAAGCUCGUCAUCGCUUACAUCCUACGACAUCAUCCCAGCUGGGUGGAGUUCAUCAACCAGGCUCGACAGGUCGAUCCACCGUUCGUGAUGCGAAUGAACCUGAAUCAGCGCUCCACUGGAAACGCCUGGGAUAUUCAUAAGCGUAUACUACAGGACGUGAAGAAUCCUGUCAUUGACUGCGGCGUGCACUUCAUCGAUUUUAUGUUGCAUAUUAGCGACAGUAAGCCAGUACAAGUGCGCGGCAUGGGACUCAGUCUCAGCGAUGAACUCUCAUCGGAUGGACAGGCGAAUUAUGGGCAUCUUCAGAUUCUCUUUGAGGAUGGGUCAGUUGGCUGGUAUGAAGCUGGAUGGGGGCCGAUGAUGUCUGAGACGGCGUAUUCUGUCAAAGAUGUGAUGGGUCCUCGUGGUUCGGUGUCGAUUGUGGUGGACGAUAAGGAGAGGACUGCUGGCAAUAACGGUGGCUCGGCUGAUAUUGAUAGUCAUACCAAAACAUCGAGAUUACGUUAUUGUCAUUGCGGUGGAUCGGUCUAUGCGUGA
Molecule: messenger RNA, 894 nt
Organism: Penicillium robsamsonii
Lineage: Eukaryota; Fungi; Ascomycota; Eurotiomycetes; Eurotiales; Aspergillaceae
Product: Gfo/Idh/MocA family protein
Exons: 2
Coding region: 1-894 (297 amino acids)
Molecular function (GO): nucleotide binding
Source: RefSeq, a predicted model, not a curated record